Messenger RNA from Cololabis saira (Pacific saury), 803 nucleotides. It is a transcript of the gene fadd, whose product is annotated as Fas (tnfrsf6)-associated via death domain. The record is from RefSeq and is a predicted model, not a curated record. The transcript is spliced from 2 exons. Bases 69 to 635 code for a protein of 188 amino acids. NCBI's taxonomy places the organism in Eukaryota, Metazoa, Chordata, Actinopteri, Beloniformes, Belonidae. Gene Ontology annotation, biological process: signal transduction; regulation of apoptotic process. Gene Ontology annotation, molecular function: protein binding.
CCUCUCUGCAGGAGGAAGUGAAAGUAAAAGCAGCAGCUCGGCGGGGACGCGCCGCGGCGGCCGCGGACAUGAGCGGGCAGCGCUUUAACGCCGUGUUACUGGAGAUCUCCAGCGACAUGAAGACAGACCACCUGGAAAAGAUUAAGUUCCUGGUCCGGGACCACAUCGGGAAGAGGGAGCUGGAGAAAAUCACCAAGGGACACGAACUGUUCCAGUCUCUGACGGAGAAAGGCUUCCUGGGACCCGAGAACACCGACUACCUGUCCGACCUGCUCAAACAGAUCAACCGCUCAGACCUCUCGGACAAGUUACACGGAGGAUUUGGACAAACAGAAACUAUUCCUGACGAGAGGGAGAGAGCCAAGCUGGAGAUUGCCACGGAGGUGAUAUCGCAGAAUCUGGGGAAAAACUGGCGCAAGCUGGGCCGGCGGCUCCGCGUCAGCGACGUGAAGCUGGAGUCGGUCUCCAGACGACACCCGGAGGACCUGGAGGAGACGGCCGUGGAGCUGCUGAAGGAGUGGAGGAAGCUGCGCGGGGCCGAGGCCCGAGCUGAGGACCUGGUAGCUGCGCUGAGGGAGUGUCAGUUCAACAUGACCGCAGACAAACUGGAGACCAGACUGGAGGAACAACGAUGACACCAGGGUCAUAGACUUUAUUAUGGGGAGGAAAAUUGAGACUUGAUGAAAGGAAUCUUUAAAAUGAUGAAUAAAGUAACUUGGUUUGCGAAUGAUCAUCAUGUUUUAAUCCAAAAAUGUGGAUAAAGGUAUGAAUUUUUAUUUCUAACAAAGAUGAUCCAACUGAAA